CAACCACAACAACCACAACAAAACAUGCCUUCGAAAUUGAAGCCAAAUUGAAGCCAAAUUUCUGUGACUCAACUUUCUUCCCCUUCCCACAACCACAACAAAUCAUGGCUUCGAAAUUGAGUCCCGAGGACUCGAUCGCCCUGAUCAAAGCCAACCUCGCCGAAGUCCUCAAUCCUGAGAUCAUUGACAAUGUCAUCCUCAAAGAGAAACGCCCUCUCAAGGUAUAUUGGGGAUCUGCCACUACCGGGCGGCCUCACUGCGGUUACUUCGUGCCAAUGAUGAAGGUUGCAGAGCUGCUCGCGGCGGGUUGUCACGUCAAGAUUCUGCUUGCGGACAUUCACGGCUACCUGGACAACAUGAAAGCCCCCAUUGACCUCGUCGAGUUCCGUGCGAAAUACUACGAACGGGUUAUAAAGGCGCUGCUGAAGGCUGUUGGUGUGGAUAUAGCGCGGCUGGAAUUCGUGCUGGGCAGCUCUUACCAAUUGAACAAGGAUUAUACCAUGGAUCGGUUCAAGUUGGAGGGAAUCACAAGAGUUGAGGUCGCCAAGAAGGCGGGAGCUGAGGUUGUGAAGCAAUCGGCGGAUCCAACACUCGGAGGCUUAAUCUACCCUUUGAUGCAAGCCCUGGAUGAGCAAUACCUCGAUGUCGACGCACAGUUUGGAGGAGUAGAUCAGAGGAAAAUCUUCGCAUUCGCAAUGGAGAAUCUCCCAAAGAUUGGCUACAGUGUUCGGGCACAUUUGAUGAACUCAAUGGUCCCAGGAUUGGGAGAGGCUGCAAAGAUGAGCGCCAGUGAUCCAGACUCGAAGAUUGAUCUUCUGGACGACCCAGCAGCUGUGGAGAAGAAGCUGAAGAAGGCGAAGUGUCCACCAAAAGAGGUUGAGGGUAACGGAGUCAUCGCAUUCGUCGAGCAUGUUAUAUUCAGAGCCAUUGCGUUGAAAGUUGACCACGAACCCAUCUUCAAGGUCGAACGAAGAGACGAGGAACCUCUUCUCUACACUUCCAUCCAGAAGCUCAAGGAAGACUACGCAGCAGACAUUCUAACACCCCAACUCCUCAAAUCCGCCCUCACACACCAUCUGAACGAACUCCUCAAACCCAUUGUAGCCGAGUACGAAGCAUCACCCGACUGGCAAGCCAUCUCAUUACAAGCCUACCCACCAGAAAAGGCAGCUGUCAAGGUCAAGAAAGUCAAGGACAAGGGAGAUCCAGCGAAGCGAGCUGCGGCUGCUGCUGCACGGAAAAAUGUUGUUGCACAACCUGAUGGACAUGUGGAGGGAGAGGAUGCGGAAAAAGUUACUGUUGGGCCAAGUACCGAAGAGACAUUGCAAAAGUUAAAGGUGUCUGAACCAGAGUCAUAGAAUAGAGGCAAAAUACCCAUGAAUCUGCUUUUCGCUUGUUGUGUAUCUUCUCAUUCUUAUUUACCGUUUUGUACUGCCCAUUUUUGAACAUCUUUCUGUUGGCGGGUACAAGAUUUGGUUGUCUUCUCAAGAUGAAAAUAUCUCCUUCUCGAAGC
Molecule: messenger RNA, 1513 nt
Organism: Mollisia scopiformis
Lineage: Eukaryota; Fungi; Ascomycota; Leotiomycetes; Helotiales; Mollisiaceae
Product: tyrosine tRNA ligase
Exons: 2
Coding region: 105-1358 (417 amino acids)
Biological process (GO): tyrosyl-tRNA aminoacylation
Molecular function (GO): tyrosine-tRNA ligase activity; ATP binding
Source: RefSeq, a predicted model, not a curated record